This is a messenger RNA of Maniola jurtina (meadow brown), 3501 nucleotides long. RefSeq lists its product as uncharacterized. Bases 173 to 3151 code for a protein of 992 amino acids. The transcript is spliced from 21 exons. Lineage: Eukaryota; Metazoa; Arthropoda; Insecta; Lepidoptera; Nymphalidae. Gene Ontology annotation, molecular function: monooxygenase activity; oxidoreductase activity, acting on paired donors, with incorporation or reduction of molecular oxygen; iron ion binding. The record is from RefSeq and is a predicted model, not a curated record.
UUCUUCGCUUUACUUGACCACGGGUGUGUGUAAUUAGCUAUUUUACUAAUAUUACGUUUUAAAGCUAUUUUCCCUAAUUUUUGCUGUUACCAAUUGAGUUCCGUCCAUGUAUAACUCCAAAACUAUUUACUAAAUCUUUAAUGAAAUCAACCUGAAAAGAGGGGCUAACGUAAUGUUGACGUCGGUACUCAUACUCAUCUUUGUGGCGUGUGGUAUAUUCGAGUGGUGGCGAAGAAACAGCAAUAAAGACGAGCCACCAGCUUUAAAUGGAGCUUUACCACUUCUUGGUCACGCUCAUCUACUGGUUGGAGAUUGCAAGCAAUUAUGGAUUUUUUUGAAGGAGCUCGCUUAUGAAUGCUUGGAGGAAGGUGGAGUUGUGUCGGCUUUUAUCGGACCCAAAACAGUUUACUUUGUAUCAGACCCCGACGACUUUAUGAAAAUCGCUGACACAUGUUAUGAAAAAGUAAAGUAUUACAAAUUCGCUAAACCUUGGCUCGGCGAUGGAUUAGUAACGAGUACCAUGCCUAUAUGGAAAAAAAAUCGCAGCUUAUUGGAUUCAGCAUUCAAUCAGACCGUUACAGACGGAUUUCUGGACGUUUUCAAUGGACAGGCUCGCCGGUUGGUCGAGGAGUUGGCGGUGGAAGCUGGGAAGGGACCGUUCGACCAUUUGGUUUAUAUUCGGAAAAAUGCUAUGGAAACUACAUGUUUAACUGUUUUGGGAGAGGAGUUCAGUGACAAAAGCGUAGUUAACAGCACCUACGUAGGAGCAAUGGACCAGAUGCUCGACAUCCUUGUUCAAAGAUUCCAGAAGCCCUGGUUCCACUGCGACUUCAUGUACCGCUGGUCUUCGUUGAAGAGGAAGGAGGAUGGAUGUCUGAAGAUCUUGCAAGAUGCUUCAAACGCUGUUCUGAAAAAGAGGAAAGCAGAUUACUUGAGAAAUAGAAGAAACAAGAAAACUGAAGAGGAAACAAAUGGUCCAAAAUAUAAGCCCUUCGUGGACCUUAUCCUAGAACUGGCAAUAGAGGAAGGUGCCUUCACCGACCAAGAGAUCAGGGAGCAUAUUGAUACCAUGAUGUUUGGUGCCCACGAUACAGUCACCAGUAUGGUAAUGUGCACGAUGCUGCUGGUUGGAUCCCAUCCUGAUGUUCAGGAGAAAAUCUUUGAAGAGUUGCACGCCGUUUUCGGUGACGAGGACAGGGACGUCACGAAGCAAGAUCUGUCACAGCUGGUGUACCUGGAGGCUGUGCUGAAGGAAACCAUGCGCAUUUACCCCAUAGUGCCUGUCAUUACCAGACAUCUAGAUCAAGAUGUCAAGUUAAAAAACUGCACCCUGAAGAAAGGUAGAACGUGCUUAUUGUUCAUCUUUGGAGUCUAUAGACACGCCAUGUGGGGGUUCGAUGCUGACAAAUUCAAGCCAGAACGUUGGCUGGACCCUGCAUCAAUGCCUGAAUGUCCUGCCACACUUGCUGGCUUUGGCAUGGGAAAGAGGAGUUGUAUAGGAAAAUCACAUGCUUCAAUGUCAAUGAAGAUCACCCUGGCCCACGUAUUCCGACGGUACAGGGUGUUCGGAAAUCACUCGACAAUGGCGUCUAAGGUCGACGUUAUGCUGCGGACAAUAUCGGGACACCAUGUAUCAAUUGAUAUGAGGAGAUUUAAAUCGAUGUUGACCGUGGCACUUUUACUGGUAUUUCUGUCGUGCGGUAUAUUGGCGUGGCGGCGGAGAAACAGGAAUAAAGAUGAGCCCCCACCGCUCCCGGGCGCUUUGCCACUGAUUGGACACCUUCACCUUUUACUUGGAAACAGUUCACAAUUAUGGAAUUUGGCGAAAAAGACGUGCUAUGAUACCUUGAACGCCGGUGGAGUUAUAUCUGUCUAUAUUGGACCCAGAACAGCAUAUAUGGUAACAGACCCAGAAGAUUGUUUAACUGUCGCCAACACAUGUUUGCAAAAGGACAGCUUUUACGAAUUUGGGAAACCCUGGUUUGGUGAAGGAUUAAUUACUGCUGACGUGCAAAUAUGGAAAGUACAUCGGAAGCUUCUGAAUCCAGCAUUCAAUCAGUCUAUUCUUGAUGGAUUUAUAGACGUUAUCAACAGACAAGCUCGUCGUCUGGUCAAGAACCUAGAAGUGGAAGUUGACAAGGGCCCGUUCGAUCAUUCUGCCUAUAUUCUGCUCAAUGUCCUGGAAACCACAUGCCUAACUGUUAUGGCAGUGGACUUCAGUGACAAAUGCUUGCUGAACAGCGAAUACGUACAUGCUGCGCGGAGCAUGUACAAAUGCGUAACAGAGAGGUUUCAGAAGCCCUGGCUGCACAGUGACGUGGUGUACAACUGGUCCUCCUUGAAGAGAGAGCAGGAUGAAAGUAUAAAGAUCAUGCAGAAUAUGUCAAAUACUGUCCUUAAAACGAGACAAGCACAAUACUUCAAGUAUAAAAAGCAGGCAAAGAUCGAAGAAACAGCAAAAGGUCCGAAAUUCAGACCCUUCAUAGACUUUCUCCUUGAACUAGCGAUAGAAAAAGGUGCAUUUAGCGACCGGCAGAUUAAAGAUCACGUUGAUACCUUAUUGCUCAGUGGUUAUGAUACAACAGCGAGUGCACUUAUGUACACCAUGCUGUUGGUUGGAUCAUAUCCUGAUGUUCAGGAGAAAAUUUUUGACGAGUUGCACGAUGUUUUCGGUGACGACGACAGGGACGUCACGAAGCAAGAUCUGUCACAACUGGUGUACCUGGAGGCUGUGUUGAAGGAAACCGUACGCAUGUACCCCCUCGCACCUAUCAUGGCGAGAAAACUCGAUCAAGACAUAAAACUACGAAAUUACACUCUUUCAAAUGGUCGAACGUGUAUGUUGUCGGCCUAUGGACUCCAUCGACACCCCAUGUGGGGUCCAGAUUGUGAGGAAUUCAAGCCAGAACGCUGGCUGAACUUUGAAACUUUGCCUCAAUGUCCCACUGCGUUUUCUGGAUUCGGUAUGGGAAGGAGACUCUGUAUAGGAAAAACUUACGCUAUGAUGUCAAUGAAGACCACCCUGGCUCACGUGUUCCGACGCUACAGGGUGUUCGGAAAUCACUUGUUAAUGACAAUGAAGAUAGACGUCCUGCUAAGGCCAGUAUCGGGACACCAUGUAGCUAUUGAAAUGAGGAAAAAUAAAACGUAAUUACAAAAUAAUAACCUGAUGGAACUUUUUAUUUUUAAGUAAUGCUACUUGCAUUCCAAACGAAUAAAUUUUCUUUUUGUGAAUAAUUACUUUAUCAGCUACCCAGUCUAACUGUUAUGUCAUAAAUAUCUAGGGACAUUGGACUAAGAGUCAGUGCGUUCCAGAUCUUUGUUAUUUUAUAAAAAGUUUAUCUGCGUUUUGCCACCAACUCAGGGAGGAACGAUGUGCGACUAUGAAGUUUGAAACAUGGUAGUUUUGGGAGAUAACAGGUAAUAAAUGUGAAAAAAAUCUUACGUCAAAGUAUAAAGUCUAAUUUUUUUUUAUAUUUUAGUCGGAAGAGUAUUAAAAAU